Messenger RNA from Aspergillus oryzae RIB40, 684 nucleotides. RefSeq lists its product as uncharacterized. The coding region runs from base 1 to 684 and encodes 227 amino acids. NCBI's taxonomy places the organism in Eukaryota, Fungi, Ascomycota, Eurotiomycetes, Eurotiales, Aspergillaceae. The record is from RefSeq and is a predicted model, not a curated record. The transcript has a single exon.
AUGGUUAGCCAAGUCCGAAAACCGUCUCAGAGGGCACGUCUCCAGCAGAGCCAGCAGAACCGCAGAAGCCGAGUUAUAGCCGUGACAAGGCAAGAAGAGCACCUACUAGAAGCAAUGAGGCAACGGAAAGGCAAAAUAACCCCCAGCCUUUUCCAUGAAGCUCGUUACCAAGAUAGUCUCGAGCCUGAUAGAAAUUCUAUGCUCUCUGUGCCUUCGCGGGACUCAUUCUACGGGUCCGACAUCUCCUUCCUUCGACUCAGCCCUGGACUACCUCCUAAUAUGCUACGGAAAGAUCAAGGUGCAAACAAUUUUGAUAAAGACGGUUCCAUUUCUCAGGGCACGGCUUCUGAUGCAGAACAGAAAACCACUAACUCGAGCGCGUCUCCUCGUGUUAGCUUGAUCUAUUCGGAAAGUCUUCCCUCGCCAGCAACCAGUGGAGCUUCCCCAUUGACACCGACUCUUCCUAUACAUCGCUUUUCUCCGCUCCCAUCACAAAAGCCGCCUCCACGCAACCCCCCUCCGGCUAUACCAUCAGUUCAACGGCGACAUUCGAGACGGCGCACGGAUAGUAGCGAGGCCAUCGUUUUGGGUGACUCCGAGGAACGGAAGGAAACAGACGAUUUCCCGAUUUGGGCAUUGGGAUGGGGAGGUAACGAUAAUGCCAAUCUUACGGCAGUACACUGA